CCGUCUCAUAGGUUUUCAAUCUUCACUCCCUCCGGCAGCUAAUCUCACCGUCUCUCUCUUCAUCUCCACCUACCGUCAUUGUUGUGUCGACACACUACCGUCAUCCUUUUUCUCCUUCUCUUGUCUCACUCUGUACUGCAAUCUCCUCAUGCUCCAACCUCCCAUCUCCAGGUCUAUCAUUGAGAUCUAAGUUUAAACAGGGGGGGUUAAUGUACGCUCUGAGACCAUCAUUCUCUGUUUCCUCUCGCCUUAAUCCUCCUUCCUUCCUCCGAAUUCAUCCAAUCCUGUAUUAUUUCUUCUCUUCUUCUUCUUCUUAUUCUUCUUCUUCUUCUUCUUCUUCUUCCCACACCCAAUCCUCUGCUUCAAAUGCAAUCGUCGUCCAAUACCUCAUCGAUACCUUCCAACUCUCCCCUGCCAGAGCGGCGUCGAUUAUGAGGUCCCGUAGAGGCCUUCAAUCAACGGAAAAGCCUCAAUCCGUUUACAAAUAUCUUUCAGACCUUGGAUUCUCCGAUGCCCACAUUCGAUCGGCGAUUCGACUCGCGCCGCAGAUCGCGUUUUCCAGCAUUGAGAAAACCCUGAAGCCAAAGAUCGAGUUCUUCCAGAAUCUUGGCUUGGUCGGCUCCGAUUUGGGUAAGUUAAUGUCAAGGCAUUCUCCGCUUUUGACUGUUAGUUUGGAAAAGAAAUUGAUGCCCAGUGUUGAGAUUCUUAAGAAUAUUUUAUCUAAGGAUAAGUGUAAUGACGAUCUCCUACUAUUUAUGCGGCGAUAUUCUAAUCUGCUUAUAAGAUCCACAUAUAAAAUGCUGUCUACAAAUAUCAAUUAUUUACAAAGUUGUGGGAUUGUUGAUUCUCAAUUCUUUAUGUUACUGAAGAGGCAAUCUUCACGUUUUGGUAGGAGUGAAUCUGGAGUUAAAGAUAUUGUUUCUAUGGUUGUAGAAACUGGGUUAUCUACCAAUACUAAAAUGUUUAUUCAUGGACUUCAUGUUAUCAGUAGUGUAAGUAAUGCGACCUUGAAGAAGAAAGUGGAGCUGAUUUGUAGCUUUGGAAUAACUGAGAAAGAAUGUAUGAGAAUGUUUACUUCUACUCCUUUUUUGUUAAGGACCUCCAUUGGUAAACUUAAGCAUGGUCUAGAAUUUUUCAUGAAUGAGGCCAAAGUUAGCAAAUCAGAUAUUGUUCGUAAACCUACUUGUUUGAUGCACGCAAUGCAGAGGAGGGUGCUCCCUCGCCAUAGAGUUCUACAGAUUGUGAAGUCAAAGAGGCUAACGAUGGAUCACCCGAAAUUGAUCCCCACAUUGGGGAUGUCUGAUGGCGAUUUCUUGGAUAGAUUCGUGUAUAGGUUUCCUGAUAAUAUGAAAGAUUUGUUGGUGGCCUUUAGAGGUAAUUCUGUGGGUGCAUUGCAGCCUAAGGAGUUAGCAACAUCAAGAUGGGGCUCGAAGUAGAGCUAAUAUAUGAUCUAACAACCAGUGCCGGGUUGCUGGGUUGCUUUGUUCCAGCUUUGUGCACUAGAUUUGGACUAAUUCAUAUGGUUGUUUGGCAAUAGGAACUACUCUGUUAUAGGGCACUUGAGAUUUUGGGGAUUUGAAUUCUUCCAUCGUGAAGGUUUUGUAGGGUGUCCAAGAUCCCGUACUUCCCCGUGAGGUUCUCAAGUCUCGCCGUCAAGGUCACCGGAACAUCACAGCCUUUGAAGUUUUCUUCAGUUCAUUAAAAACUUCCACUCUUGAAUCAGGCUUUCAAAACAAAAGAAUGUGUCUAGAAGAAACUACUGAUGGAAACUUGUCUCAAUUACUAAUUCAAAUGGCAGAGGUUGGGAACCAAAAGCCAUGAAAGUACUUUGUUGGAAUGUUUGAGGUCUAGGAAUCCUCGAACAUUUUGGUCCUUAUAUUCCCUAAUAAAAUAAUAAGAUCCAACUGGCCUUUUUCUUUCGGAAACAAAAUGUAAUGAAGCUAUAACUACAGGUUUAAAAACUAAUUGCAAUUUUUCAGGAUGCUUAAAGGUGGUCUUUGUUUAUGGUGGAAAAAAGAAACUACUAUCAACAUACUCUCCUACUCUCAAAACUGUAUUGACUCUACUCUUGAUUGGAAUGGCUAUUUUUUCA
Molecule: messenger RNA, 2092 nt
Organism: Benincasa hispida (wax gourd)
Lineage: Eukaryota; Viridiplantae; Streptophyta; Magnoliopsida; Cucurbitales; Cucurbitaceae
Product: transcription termination factor MTERF8, chloroplastic-like
Biological process (GO): regulation of DNA-templated transcription
Molecular function (GO): double-stranded DNA binding
Source: RefSeq, a predicted model, not a curated record